This is a messenger RNA of Paraphaeosphaeria sporulosa, 351 nucleotides long. RefSeq lists its product as uncharacterized. The transcript is spliced from 2 exons. The record is from RefSeq and is a predicted model, not a curated record. The annotation marks the transcript as partial. Lineage: Eukaryota; Fungi; Ascomycota; Dothideomycetes; Pleosporales; Didymosphaeriaceae.
GUCGCCUUCCGGUACGCUGGCCUAUGGCCGAUCAUCUCCAAGAAGAAGUCGCGACCCGCUGCCCUCGCAGCAAUCGACGCAUGGGACGCCGACGACACCAAAGCUCUCAUUAUGAUCCUCUCCUCUGUUCACAACGACCUAACACAGCAGGUCGCUGACUGUGAGACAUCGCCCACCGCCUGGGACUACCUAACCAGCCGCUUUGAUCGCGACACUGGCCAAUCGUCCAUUAUGUUGUUCCAUAGCCUCACCAACCUGUGGUAUCGCGAUGGCGACAACCUGCGCCUCCACCUUGAUGAGUUUCACCAGCGAUGGACGUGGAUAUCCAAGCGUUCAGCAUCGUUAAUAUAG